Molecule: messenger RNA, 1793 nt
Organism: Daldinia vernicosa
Lineage: Eukaryota; Fungi; Ascomycota; Sordariomycetes; Xylariales; Hypoxylaceae
Product: putative acyl-CoA oxidase
Exons: 4
Coding region: 1-1689 (562 amino acids)
Biological process (GO): fatty acid beta-oxidation using acyl-CoA oxidase; lipid homeostasis
Cellular component (GO): peroxisome
Molecular function (GO): fatty acid binding; FAD binding; acyl-CoA oxidase activity
Source: RefSeq, a predicted model, not a curated record
AUGGCGGAAUACGAACAGUUGCUCGAGCAGAGCAUCUGGGAUAUAACACGGGACCAUGUGACCUUUCCAGAUCCCAGACAAAUUAAGUUAUCAUAUGAACGAGCACGCACGAUAUGCCGACACAGUGGUAUGACAGUAGAUGACAUUCUGAACUUGAGGCCUAGGUUCUGGGAGUUCCACCGUCACUUUGUUACAACUAAGGACUAUUCGGUAACAACCACGCUCGCUAUACACUGGAACCUCUGUAUAGGAACCAUUGCCAAGUUUGCCCAUGGUCGAAAAGAUCUCCAACCUUUACUCCAAGAUCUGCUGAGCUUUAAUGUGUGCGGCGAGUAUCUUCUCACGGAGAUCGGCCACGGCCUUGACGCGCGUAAUCUAGAGACGACGGCAACAUUGAAACCAGAUGGCUCAUUCGAGCUUCACACCCCUAAUAAGGCUGCCGCUAAGGCUAUGCCACCGACUACACCAUGGGCUGGUGUGCCUCGGGUUGGGGUGGUAUUUGCGAGGCUCCUCUCCAAUGAUGUCGAUUGCGGCGUCAAGCCGUUCAUUGUCAAACUCUGUGACGCAACCCAGAUGUGUCCCGGGGUUAUCUCCCGUCCCCUUCCAGUUCGCAACGGUGCACGAGCGCUGGAUCAUUCAAUCACGACAUUCAACCAUGUCCAGUUGCCUCCGGGCUCGCUGCUCGGACCAGCGGAGCUGGCAUCUAAGCCGCGCAUUGAUUUCCUUACGCAAAUCUGGAGAGUCUCCGUCGGGACCCUGUCUCUUUCUCUGCUAAACAUUCCUGCUCUUCGCCAAAGCGCCUUCAUCGCCGGUACCUAUAGUAUUCGUCGGCAUGUGGGCUCUAACGUCGGCAGUGUGACAGUGCCUAUAAUCAGCUUCGCAACACAGUACAGGCCAGUCUUGGCGGCGCUUGUUCAAGCCUCCGCGUUCGAUGCUUUCGCAGACGAUGCCAUCAAGACCUUUUGUGAUGAUUCUCUCGCCCUGCAAGUCCGCCACGCUGUAGCUUCUUGUUUCAAGGCCACCGUCACGCUAGGAACCCAAACCACGCUCACUGAACUUGCGGAUCGCUGUGGAUGGCAAGGGUUGUUCGCGUAUAAUCGCAUCAUUGAAUCGGCGCAAUCCCUGCGGGGAAAUUCUAUCGCCGAGGGUGAUUAUACCGUCCUGUGCAUACGCCUCGUGUCUGAGGUGCUACUUGGUCGUUACAAGCUCCCAGAGUCAAAGAUGAAAGACUGCCGUCUCGCGAAGCAUGAAGCUGGGGUCUGGCGAGAGGCCCAGGAGAUGAUGACCUCGUUAGUUGUCAAUGGACAUCGCGACGACGCUUACAACACCUACAUAUUACCCCGCUCCCGCGCCCUCGUCGAGGCUACAGGUCAUAGAAUGGCCUAUGAAGCGGCGUUUACGGGAGGAAAAUGUACACCAGAAGUGCUAGCUCUCUUUGAGUCCAUAUGCGUCAUGUCCGACUUGAGUUGGUACUGCGAGUACGAAGAAGUUAGUAGAAAAGUUCUUCUUUCCGAAGAUGCCAGGGCUGCCGAAGCUCUGUUGCCCCAACUCGUGACCCUCUUGCAGGAGACCAAGGCGCAGCCGUGGACUACAGCCCCUAUUUUGGAAGAAAAGAAGUGGGAUGAAUUUCUUCGAAUUCUGCCAGCUUUUCAACAUGCCGCAAGGGAUCUAGAAAAGGCAAGUCUCUAGGUAGUUUUACUAAGACGGUCUUAAAAUUCUUCAAUAUUUACGAUAUUCAUCCGUCUUAGAUUCAUUCCACGCUUAGUGAUAUAGACUACUAUAUUUCAUUGAAC